Molecule: messenger RNA, 698 nt
Organism: Sycon ciliatum
Lineage: Eukaryota; Metazoa; Porifera; Calcarea; Leucosolenida; Sycettidae
Product: protein FAM136A-like
Exons: 3
Coding region: 39-476 (145 amino acids)
Cellular component (GO): cytoplasm
Source: RefSeq, a predicted model, not a curated record
GUAUUGCUGGCUUGAGAAGAUCUCGAAGUAUUGACACUAUGGAUUCAGCUAUCAAUGAUCUGCAGAAGCGUCUUGGAGAUGCCGUAUCAGAUACCUUGAGUGUCGUGGAAAGGGAUGGACUGCGUCGUCUGCAGACCGAUAUGUACAAGUGCAGUGCACGGUGUUCCGAGGAUACUAGCAUUCCAUCAGAGCGCGUGCAGACCUGCAUUGAAGGCUGCGGUCGCGUUCUGCAGAAUUUCCACGAGGAGGUGUCUCGCGAGCUUGAAACAUUCCAGAACCGAUUUCAGCGAUGCGCAAUGGACUGCCAGGAUAAGGUCCGUGAUGCUGGCAGUCUACCGUCAGACUCAGAAUUCCAGAACAAAGUGCUUACGUGCCUGACAAAGUGCACAGACGAUCACAUCAAGCUUGUUGGGCCAAUGGGCAAGCGCCUGGAAACUUCCAUGAACAAAGCAGUCCGGGAAAAACUGCCACACUAACUUAUUUUUCUUCAUGUUUAGUUCAAACUACUUGUCACAUUGACUUGGAAGCAAACCUGGUUGUUUUUGCUCCAUUGUUCCUAGGCCUGUUAUUUUUCAAACAUACUUCUCUGAGUAUCUUUAACUACUUUAAUACCUCAUGAAAUCAUUAGUUUGUGUCAUGGAAUUGUAUCAAUUCGAUGUGUUUCCUGGUUUGUACUGGAAAUUAUCAUGUAUCCUGAA